UACAUGCAACUCUAAGGGAACUCAUUAACAAAUAAACACACAUUCAUAUAUACAUACAUAUACAUAUAUGUAUACAUCUCCUUCUCGUGCCAACGACCCAUUCUUACGACGUAUAAAAGUACUUACGCAGUAAUAUAAUCUGCGAAGUCGCUCACGAGCUCCUAAAGCGAAUUGUAGUACUAAUAUCAGUGUAACUUAUUUCUUUUACUAAAAUAUUUCAUUUUUGGAGUAUUGUAUCAUUUUGUAUAGCGAAGACGUGUAUUGUUUCGUAUUAAAGAAAAGUUUUGCUGAUUUUAUGCGUGAAUUUGAAUUAUUAUUGUAAUUGUCAUUUUCAAUAUAAACGGGCAAAGUACUAAAAUGAGAAGCACAAAACACAUCGAUGACAUUCAAACACCGACCAUAGAUGAACAUUUAAAAUUACUAUUGAAAAACAAAAGUGUAAUCGACUUGGAGGCAAUCACUGUAACACAUGAUGAUCUUCCAACAUGGUAUGAUGAAAAGUUAUUCAAAGAAGCUCAAAAUUACUAUAGACGAAACAUGUUAGCAAUGGUAACAUCUAGUUUUAUGGGACUUUUCGCAAUAUUAUCCAUUCCAGAAACAAUAAGGGUGCUAAUAUAUACAAACAAAAGUAGUAUGCCUUGUGUGGCAUACAGCAGAUAUGUCCAGACUUUAUUACAUAUGCACAACUUGUAUACGUGUGAUCCAAGUAAUCCAGAUUCCAACUGGUACAAGACCAUAAAUGUGAUUCAUCGAAAACACAAGAUGGGCAGCAAGAAUUCUAAAAAUGCUAAUGUGGGUGAUAUUCACCAAAGAGAUAUGGCACUCACGCAGUUCGCUUUCGUAGGAUACGUUUUCAUCGCAGCUAAAUCUAUCGGAUUGCAUAAUAAACCGGAAGAAGAAGAAGCAUUUAAUCAUUUUUGGCGUGUAAUAGGCUAUAUGUUAGGAAUUCCUGAUCGAUUAAACAUAUGUCGCAAAAACGCGAAAGAAACACGUGAACUGUGUCUGAAGAUAAGCAGCGAUGUUUUAGCAAAAUAUUUGACUGAAGCUCCUCCCGCUUUCUAUCACAUGGUGUCAGUUAUAAUGCAUGGAUUAUGGCACGUUGACGUUACAUUAAAUACCGAUGCCCUUUUGGCAUUUGUUUAUCAACUACAUGGUAUUGAGUAUAAGACAUCGCUUGGAUGGUACAGUUGGUUAAAUCUAAAAUAUCGUAAUUUGAUAUUUUAUCUGUGUCUUGUGCCUUAUAUUGGAGCUGUAGUAAGAAUUUAUUAUAAUUACAUACUUAUGUUCACAUUCUGGCUUGUACAAAACUGGCCUGUGCACGCGUGGAUAUCAUUUGGGAAAGAAAAUUCCCAGAUCAAGAUGUAUUCUAUUUUAAAAUAAGUCCACGUGUCUUAAUAUUCACAUACUUUCCGUAUUUAUACAUUUUACAUAAAAAUAUUUGUAUAAUUUGAUAUAAUAAUAUUUUAUAUAAUGUCAUUCAUCUAAUUUAAUUAUAUAAGGUUAAGAGAGAAUAUAAGGUUGUCUCUCUCUUAAUAUUUAAUUACUAAUACAAAGAACGAAUAAUUAAGAAUGUCAGAUCAUCAAAAAAAGUCACAUAUUAUGUGAUGUCACUAUGUCAUAUAAUAUUAUACAAGGUGAGAGAUGUUUUUUAUAUAUCUUAAAAAUUAUGACAGUAGAAGAGUAGCAGAAAAAUUGUCCGAUAAAAGCGAUCAUAUAGCGGAAACAUGAAUGUAAGAUAACGAAAUUUCGAGAUCGUUUCGAAGAUGUAAAAGUUAUCUUCGUUUUUAUUUUUUUCAUUUCACGCCACAUUCAAUUCUCGAAUUAGUUAUACCGGGGAGUCACAAAAAUAAGAUCUAUCACUAUACAAGAUAUUGUGCAAGUAAUCUUAGUAUUAAUUUCUGACAAUCAUUGUUAAUUUGAAUGCGGACAACCUUGUACUCCUUGUACUUGUACUAAAAAUGAUUUAAUAUAAAACUGAAACGUUUACUAUUGCAAGAUUAAAUAAAAUAU
This is a messenger RNA of Linepithema humile (Argentine ant), 2010 nucleotides long. RefSeq lists its product as uncharacterized. The record is from RefSeq and is a predicted model, not a curated record. NCBI's taxonomy places the organism in Eukaryota, Metazoa, Arthropoda, Insecta, Hymenoptera, Formicidae.